Messenger RNA from Talaromyces rugulosus, 3060 nucleotides. RefSeq lists its product as uncharacterized. Gene Ontology annotation, molecular function: RNA binding. The record is from RefSeq and is a predicted model, not a curated record. Gene Ontology annotation, biological process: mRNA 3'-end processing by stem-loop binding and cleavage. Lineage: Eukaryota; Fungi; Ascomycota; Eurotiomycetes; Eurotiales; Trichocomaceae. Gene Ontology annotation, cellular component: mRNA cleavage and polyadenylation specificity factor complex. The transcript has 2 exons. Bases 1 to 3060 code for a protein of 1019 amino acids.
AUGUUCACCUUCACGCCGCUCCUCGGGGCACAGUCCUCGUCUUCAAAGGCAUCCCAGUCAAUUCUCGAGCUUGAAGGUGGAAUCAAGAUCCUCGUGGAUGUUGGCUGGGACGAGACUUUUGAUACAUUGGAACUAGCUGAGUUGGAAAAGCAUAUCCCGACGCUUUCUCUAAUUCUUUUGACCCAUGCGACAAUUUCACAUCUCGGUGCCUAUGUGCAUUGCUGCAAGGCGUUUCCUCUUUUCACACAGAUUCCAGUCUACGCCACUAGUCCGGUUAUUUCUCUCGGGAGGACACUUCUACAGGAUUUGUACGCCUCUACACCUCUCGCAGCAACCUUUUUACCAAAGUCUUCGGUAGCGGAACCCGGUGCUUCCAUUUCGGCUUCGUCUGAAGCAGCGUCAGUAGGGGAGAAUGAACAAAGUCAUAGCGAGAUAGCCUCCACCGGUCGAAUUCUCCUUCAGGCACCCACUACUGAAGAAAUCGCGCGAUACUUCUCACUCAUUCAUCCACUAAAAUACUCUCAACCCCAUUCGCCUCUUUGUUCGCCGUUUUCGCCUCCUCUCGAUGGCUUAAUGUUGACCGCGUAUAGCGCCGGGCAUACCGUUGGAGGCACGAUAUGGCACGUUCAGCAUGGUAUGGAGUCAAUUGUUUACGCAGUUGACUGGAACCAAGCAAGGGAAAACGUGGUAGCAGGUGCGGCAUGGUUUGGCGGAUCUGGCGCGAGUGGCACAGAAGUUAUUGAGCAACUACGUAAACCCACUGCUCUCAUCUGCAGUAGUAAAGGGGGCGAUAAGUUCGCGCCAUCUGGUGGUCGUCAAAAGCGGGACUUGCUUCUUUUCGAUAUGAUUCGCAGUAGUCUUGCCAAAGGUGGUUCCGUCUUGAUCCCAACCGAUACCUGCGCCCGGGUUCUAGAGCUCUCAUAUGCUCUGGAACAUGCUUGGCGUGAUGCUGCUGAGUCUGCCGAUGGAGACGAUGUGCUAAAAGGAGCUGAGCUCUACUUCGCAGGUAAAAAGGCUCAUAGCACAAUGCGGCUUGCAAGAAGUAUGCUGGAAUGGAUGGAUGAGAGUAUCGUCAGAGAGUUUGAAGCUGUCGAAGGAGAUAAUGCAACGGCUGGCAAAGGCCAACCAAGGACUGAUAGCCAAGCCCGCAAUGCCCCUGGUACACGAGACAAACAAACUACAAAACUCGCACCAUUUACUCUGAAGCACUUGAAGAUUGUUGAAAGAAAGAAGAAGUUGGAGAAGAUCCUCACAGACGGGACUCCAAAGGUAAUUAUUGCCUCUGACACUUCAUUGGAUUGGGGUUAUUCAAAAGAAUCUUUACGUCACUUGGCGCAGGGUUCCCAGAAUCUGAUCGUCCUCACCGAGUCGCUUCCAAAUCGGUAUAUGAAUGAUGACUCGAGUGAUGACCCAAAACUAUCAAAGAAAAUGAGUCUUGGUCGUAUGAUAUGGAAGUGGUAUGAGGAGCGCAAGGAUGGUGUGGCAAUGGAGACGGCGAAGAAUGGAGAGUUGCUCGAGCAAAUCCAUUCUGGAGGACAAGACCUUGUCGUGACCGAUGUAGAACGAACGCCUCUUGACGCAAAUGAGCAAUUAUUGUAUCAGCAGUAUCUCGCCACGCAAAGGCAAAUUCAAAACACGUCACAGGCACGCGGAGAGUCAACUAUUGAUGCGUCCGGGGAUGCUCUCGAUGAUGAUGGAGCAAGCUCGACUUCAUCAGAAGACUCGGACUCAGAGCAACAAGGGCGAGUCCUCAACUUCUCGACCUCAUUAGCACACUCGAAUCGAAACAAGCUGGGCCUGAGAGACGAGGACCUGGGUGUCAACAUUCUGUUACGGCGCAAAAAUGUUUUCGACUACGAUGUCCGUGGGAAGAAAGGACGAGAGCGAAUGUUUCCAUAUGUUGCUCAUAAAAAGCGUGGAGAUGAAUAUGGUGAAUUCAUUCGCCCUGAGGAAUACUUGAGAGCGGAAGAGCGCGAAGAAGCGGAUACGCAAGAAAAUUUAUCCAGAUCUCAGGGCGAGAUGAAGCUAGGGCAGAAGCGUCGUUGGGACGAAACCGGACCAAGCGGCCGUCGGUUAUCAGGGGGGGCUGGCAAACGCCAGGCGAUCUCUCAGAAUGGGAUACCUACCAACACCGAGGAAAAUAUCGGGUUGGCCGAUGAAGUAGCUGUGGAUGGCGACGACACUGAAUUGUCUGAAGAUGAGCCUGACGAUCCGCUAUUUGACGGCCCGGCCAAAUCCGUAUAUCAUCAGUCUAAUCUUACUGUGAACGCACGCAUAGCGUAUGUCGAUUAUAUGGGGCUGCAUGACAAGCGGAGUCUUGAAAUGUUGAUUCCACUCAUUCAGCCACGAAAGCUUAUUCUUGUCGGUGGCAUGAAAGAAGAAACGUCAAGUCUUGCGGCAGAAUGCCGGAACUUGCUUGCCGGCAAAGAUGUCGGCGAUCGAUCAACGAGUGUUGAUAUCUUCACACCAAUUAACGGAGAGACGGUUGAUGCCAGCGUGGAUACAAACACAUGGGUAGUAAAACUCAGCAACAACCUGGUCCGGCGCCUCAAAUGGCAGCAUGUGCGAAGCCUCGGUGUCGUGGCCAUCACUGCACAGUUGAAGCCGUCCGAGAUAGCACCCACCGAGGAAGAAGCCUUGGAGUCGGCCAGCAAAAAGCAGAAACUUUUGGAUGGCGAAGGUGAAUCCGGCACAGGUUCGACAGCAGGAGAAGGCGAGCAAGACCGGUCUAUCUCCAAGCCAGAUGUUUAUCCUAUCCUCGAUGUUCUCCCUGCCAGUAUCGCGGCGGGCACUCGCUCCAUGGCCCGGCCGCUCCAUGUGGGUGAUCUGCGUCUUGCGGACCUACGAAAGCUCAUGCAAUCGGCUGGCCACAAGGCCGAGUUCCGCGGCGAAGGAACGCUACUCAUCGAUGGAGUUGUGGCUGUUCGGAAAUCGAGUACGGGUGCCAUUGAAGUCGAGGCGGCGGCGCAGUUUUCUGCGUCCAACCGAAGAGGAACAGGAAGCUUUCUGGCCGUGAAGCGAAAGAUCUAUGAAGGUCUCGCAGUUGUGGCAGGGGGCUAG